Molecule: messenger RNA, 1022 nt
Organism: Volvox carteri f. nagariensis
Lineage: Eukaryota; Viridiplantae; Chlorophyta; Chlorophyceae; Chlamydomonadales; Volvocaceae
Exons: 5
Coding region: 30-1022 (330 amino acids)
Molecular function (GO): oxidoreductase activity
Source: RefSeq, a predicted model, not a curated record
UAUCGCCAGGUGUAAGUGUCAUACCUGAUAUGACAUCAAUUCGAGCCGGUUUCUUAUGUGAGCGCUGGUCUGUUGCACGGGGAAAGGCCCCGGCGCGGUCGCGCUUUGCGUUGCGGCUUGCAGCCGAGUCCCGCCCGGCGGUGCUCAUCACCGGAAGCUCGACAGGAAUCGGCAAGACAACGGCACUUUAUUUAGCUAAAAAGGGCUGGCAGGUCUUUGCCGGCGUGCGUCGCGACACCGAUGGCGAUGCGCUUGUAAAAGCGGAUCCGUCUGUCGUACCGGUGAUGCUCGACGUCACGAGCGACGCUAGCACGGCAGCGGCGGUAGCGGAGGUGUCGCGCCACCUGGCUGGGCGCAACCUUUCCGGUCUCGUGAACAAUGCCGGCAAGGGCGUGUUUCUGCCAUUGGAGCUCAUGUCCAUGGAACAGUUCGAGGAUGUGCUGGCGGUCAACCUGACGGGUGUUGUGAGGGUCACGAAGGCGGCGAUGCCGCUGCUGAGAAAGUCUGGUUCCCGGCAGCAGCAGCAGCCCGGUCGCAUCGUCAACCUCGGCUCCUACACGGGCACCAUCGCAGUGCCGCUGUUUGGCGCCUACGCGGCGUCCAAGUUCGGACUGGAGGCCGUCUCCGACUCGCUGAGGUACGAGCUAGGCCCCAAAUGGGGCAUCCGUACGAUCCUGAUCAAGGCCGGCGGCGUCAAGACGCCGAUUUGGGACAAGAGCAUCGGCGGCUCGGAGGCGGCCCUUGCUGCUCUGGAUCCCGCGGCAUUGAGGCCGUACAAAGGAAUGUGUGACGAGAUGAUGGCUGUGGCCCGAAACGCUGAGGAAAGCGGCAUCAUGCCCGAGGAGGUGGCGGCGGUGGUGGAGGAAGCGCUGACGGCGGCCAACCCCAGAUCGCGAUACCUCAUUGGUAACAACGCGGCUCGCGACAUGACUCUGCGGCGGCUGCUGCCCGACUGGUUGUGGGACCGGGCUAUGCUGGGGAGCCUGCCAAAGACCAGCGCACCGCUCGAUGAGUCGUUAUGA